Messenger RNA from Megalobrama amblycephala (Wuchang bream), 2609 nucleotides. It is a transcript of the gene unc119a2, whose product is annotated as unc-119 homolog b (C. elegans). Lineage: Eukaryota; Metazoa; Chordata; Actinopteri; Cypriniformes; Xenocyprididae. Bases 433 to 1236 code for a protein of 267 amino acids. Gene Ontology annotation, molecular function: lipid binding. Gene Ontology annotation, biological process: visual perception; nervous system development; negative regulation of clathrin-dependent endocytosis. The transcript has 5 exons. Gene Ontology annotation, cellular component: centrosome; spindle pole; spindle midzone. The record is from RefSeq and is a predicted model, not a curated record.
UGAAUUAAUGCACGUUCACACAAUUCCCGAAUCAACUUGGGCCGUACCACACAACAAACAGGGAGAUACAAAACAGCUAUCCGGCGCACACGGUGUGCUAAAAUGACCAAUUCAGUCCAAGCUCGACGACUGAUUUUAUCCAACAUAAUUUCCACAGGAAUACAAUUUUAUGCACUCAAAACAGUCUUUUAUACCAGUCAAAUUAAUAUUAUCUGUUGUCGCCGUGCGCCACUGAACGACAGGCGACCCCCUCCAACGUGCAGUAGUACGUCCCUCAGCUAGAGCGCGAGAGAGAUUCAGGGUGAGCGGAGAACAGGAGGAUUUAAAUACCUCUAAGCGGGCGACCUGCUCAGCCCUUCGGGUGUGGGAGGGUGACUGUUUUGUGUCUUUGCUAGACCGGGGGAACAGGGGGUGGAGGAGGAGGAACGGAUAAUGAGCUAUUCUUGUACCAGCACAGGCAACAGCCAGGACCCAUCGAGCUCUAAGAAGUCCGGCGGCGUUAAUCUCGGUAACGUUAGUUGCAGCAGCAGCAGCGGAGACACCGGCAACGGCAAUAACCGCCACAGCAUCCGCGGCAGGAAAGAGAACUCGAACCCUGAUUUAACCGAGGCCAUGAAAGUCAAGAAGGGCUGCAACACGACAGACGUCGGAGUCCCCGUAACCACAGAAGAGGAACUGCUCGCGAACAAAACGAUCACCCCGGAGGAUGUGCUGGGAUUGCAGAAGAUCACUGAAAAUUAUCUGUGUAGUCCAGAAGACAAUUUGUACAAUAUUGACUUCACACGGUUCAAGAUCAGGGAUAUGGAGACAGGAACCGUACUGUUUGAGAUAACCAAACCACCAGCCACAGAUAAAGGAGGAGAUAAAAGAGAUGUUGAUCCAAAUGCUGGACGGUUUGUACGUUAUCAGUUUACGCCGGCUUUCUUGCGGCUACGUCAAGUAGGAGCCACUGUUGAAUUCACAGUAGGAGACAUCCCCAUCAAUAACUUCCGGAUGAUCGAGAGGCAUUAUUUCCGUGAACAGCUGCUGAAGAGCUUCGACUUUGAGUUUGGCUUCUGCAUCCCCAGCAGCAAGAACACCUGUGAACACAUCUAUGAGUUCCCCCCGCUCUCAGAGGAUCUCAUACGUGAGAUGAUCCUCCAUCCUUACGAGACACAGUCCGACAGCUUUUACUUUGUGGACAACAAGCUGGUCAUGCACAACAAAGCAGAUUACUCAUACAGCGGAGGCCCGUAGGACAGCGGUGGGAUGGGACUGAGGCAAAGAGUUUGACUGACAGACCUAAGAACCAAUCACAUGUCUUUGUCCAGCAGUCACGCCCUCCUCGAAUCAGUGUCAUAGACGACCACCUGCAGUGCGCCAUGCCUGUUUUUGAAAUCUAGUCGUCUCAUAAGGUCUUGUCUGAUGCAUACAUAUCCUACUCUGAUUUCACACUGCCAUUGUUCACAUCAGCAUAUUAUAUUUUGUAACUAACCCCAAACAUGAGCAAAUUCACUCCAGUCCCAUGUUUUUUAUGGGCAAGGCGCUGUAAUGUGAAUGGUACUUAGGUGUUGCUAUUCAUCUUGUACGCGUGCACGUGUGUGUGUGUGUGUGUGUGUGUGUGUGUGUGUGUGUGUGUGUGUGUGUGUGUGUGUGUGUGUGUGUGUGAGAGGGGGGCGUCUAAGUGGGCCGUCCUCACAGUUUAACACAGAUACGACCAUUAUAUAUUGUUGAUGUUGAGUAUUACUUUCCCUGUCGGAAUAAGUUACAUCAGAAUUUCAUACUUGUGAACUUUUCAUCCUAAAUAGAAUAUAAUAAUUUUAUGGUGAGACCUUGACAUAAUUGAUAGAUUUGUGUUGCAUUAGAUAUAUUUUGAUACAUGAACAAACUUGCUUAAUUUUGAGAUGUUGAUUAUUUGUGUGGAAAACAAAAACAAAAAUCAAGCAAAAAAUGAAGUCAAAUCAAUUUAAAAGGAGUUCAUGGUGCACAUCAGUCAUGGAUCUGCGGAUACUAGGAACUUUUGCGUUCAUAGGUCCUGAUUAUACAUAAAUCAUGCUGCGAACCUCAUGUUUGUAUAGAUUAAACAACAUUUGUGAAAAACGUAUGCCGAAAAGGGAACAUGGCACACGUUACAAGCCUUGACAUUUCAAAUGUUCUGGUUCAUGUGGUUUCUUUUUGUCUUUGUAAAAACAAAAGGAAAGAAAUAUCUGUUUUCAACUGUCUAAAGAAAAGUAGUUCAAAGAGAUCAAGAGAUGGCGCCUCUUCUCAUCUCUCCAUCACACAUUCCAGUGAGCCAGCCCCUCACGGCUGUUUAGUGCACAUAGCAGAGGUUAGUUUUAAUGUCUUAUCCAAGGAUCCUUGUGUUCAUAGUGCAAAAAGUGCAUUUAGGAGAAUGAUUUAAAGAGAACCUAUUUUUGGUUUAUAAGUAAAGGAGGCUUUCAGGACUUAAGUGUGUAAAAUGGAGGAAUAACUUGAAAAAAUGUUUCUAGUCAUACAUGUAACAGCUUUAUUUAUAAUUGUGAUUUAUUGUAAAUGAUUUUGAGAGGGGAGAAAAUGAAACGUAUGUUUUGGACAGUUCAAACGCCUGUCUGGAAUAAAAUAAAUAAAUGUUGAUUUUCUUUUGGAGACUA